Paramecium octaurelia is the source of this 718-nucleotide messenger RNA. The record is from the annotation of a GenBank genome assembly. NCBI's taxonomy places the organism in Eukaryota, Ciliophora, Oligohymenophorea, Peniculida, Parameciidae.
AUGUAUAUUAUAAACAAUGUGCAAGAAUAAAUAAUCAAUUAUUAUAAGAAUUGCCGCAACAUAGUUACCUAGAAACACUCCUUGAAAAAGUUGUGUAUGAAAGCAAAGGAGGAUUUCACUUAAAUUGCAAAGCAAAUAAUCUUAACAAUGCUAAUAUCACAAAUUUAAAUAGAAACCAAUCAAAGUUGUCCCAUUUGUUUGAAUGAAGACCUCGUUUUCAAAGGAGUCUAAUCCGAAUAAUGCAAACAUUCUUUUUGCAUUGGUUGCAUCAAUGGCUAUUGGAAACAUAAUCAAAAAAAAUAGUUAAAAUGUCCAUGUUGCAGAGCCAAAAUUAGCACUUUUGCGAAAUCAAAAAAAUUAUAAGAAGAAUACUAGUAAGAAUGCAAUUCAUUCAUAUUGUUUUACAGAGUUCGAUGCACAGUCUUAAAAUAUAAUAUUAUUUAUGUAAACUUUAUUAAACAUAUCUUAGCCAUUUCAAAUAAUAGCAAACAUAUUCAAACAUCUAGGUCAAUUAUAUCAUCUAUUCAAAAUUUUAGUUAAAUUAUCCCUCUAAUUGUAACUUGUUUUGUGUUUUAUACUGUGUAUUUAUGUGCUCUCACCAAUUGACUUAUUUCCAGAAGCCAUAUUUGGAGUUUUAGGAUUGGUAGAUGAUCUCUUGUGCGUAAUAUUUAUCGUUUGGAUACUAAUUACUCAAAUUAUCAUUAGAAUUUUUUUUUGA